Molecule: messenger RNA, 5432 nt
Organism: Malaya genurostris
Lineage: Eukaryota; Metazoa; Arthropoda; Insecta; Diptera; Culicidae
Gene: THADA
Product: thyroid adenoma-associated protein homolog
Exons: 13
Coding region: 77-5062 (1661 amino acids)
Biological process (GO): tRNA methylation
Cellular component (GO): cytosol
Source: RefSeq, a predicted model, not a curated record
GCAAGCUGACAACGCUGUGCGUAACAGAGACGUUAAAUUGCCCAAUGAAAGCGUGAAAGAAUAUUCUGCAUUAAAAAUGGAUUUAUUGAAAGUGCCUUUAUCAUGUACUUGCCAAUCUGAGAACACAUUUAUUUCUUCUCUUGCAAAAGCCGCAUCUGUUGAAGAACAGAUAAGGAUACUUAAAGAGUACUCCGUUUUCAUAACAGGCCUGGAAAAUUCAUUACUUUCAAACAUCCAAAUUCUGGCAGAUUUAUUCAUUGAAGCCCCAUUGAAACAUAUAAUUAGGAACACUAUCAUAAAGUUUCUAUGUCAAUUUACAGGUAGAGAUAUGUUAACAAUGGCAUUAUCUAACACAAUAAAGAACAAGCUCCAGUAUUAUGAUGGACCACACAAACAGUCUCUAGCAAGCCGUAAUGCCACAAUCAUUAGCAUAGGAAGCUGCUUUGACAAUUUCAAAGUUGGUGUAGAUGCUAUACGUAACUGUCUAAAUGAAAUUCUAUUGUUCUGCAAUAGAUCCUUGGUAUUAUAUUCAGAGCAACUAAGUCUGAACGUUUCUCCUUCUGAUAAAACUGAAAUUAGCUUGUUUAUUCAUUCAUCGAUACGCGUGGUAAUAUCAUGUUUCAAUCAUUUUACGGGUAUGUUGAGGAAUACAUACGAAGGUAAAAAAAAUGUCGAAAAGGUUAUUCUUAUAUGCUGGGAUUUGUUAGACAAUCCAGAGAUUCCCAUGGAUACGAAAAUUAAUUGCGGUAUAUUGAUAACAAUGAACGCGAACUUAGAAGGUCGCUACAUACGGCUCACCGAGCGUAUUUUCUUGGAAGAGAAUUCUACUAAGAAGCUUUGUCUACUGAAUGGAGUGAUAUGUACUAUAGAAAUAGAUUAUUUCAAUGAUCCUGAUUACAAAGGUUUCAGUAUAUGUUCAAAUAUCGCAAAUGUAUUGAAAGAAAUUUCGGAAGAAAAUCCUAUAGAACCGAGCAUCAUGCUUGGUGUAACAAGAAGUUUUUCACAAAUGACGAAAAGGCUAUUGUCUAUUAAAAUUGAGAAAUACCUGAAGCAAGACCACAGAGAACUUAUCGAAAUACUUGCUGUGAAUUUAGGCUAUGCACUAUCACACCUAGAUCAUUAUAUGGACAGUGUGCGGCAUCUAUGCAAGGAACUUUUAAAACAUACGAUUCAGUUAGGAAUCAAAGUUGAUGAACAGUUGAACCAGAUCAUUUACGACUAUAUUAAAAACGUCGAUAUCAAUAUCAAUACCAAAUGUAUUUUAAUCAGUGCCAUUUGUUCUAUAGUCAAAGCAAAAGCUGUGCUUCAGGCUAUUCCGAAUGUUACGGAAUUCCUACUCAAGUCGCUAAUUGUCGAUGACCACGAAAACGUAAAUUUACAUGUAAAAAAUUGCUAUGAAUCUCUUAUGAUGUCCUACGAUUAUGACGCUAAUAAUCGAGAGUGGUUCAAUAAAUGGAUUCAUCCUAUACUUGUUGAAAUAAAUGAAAACGAUACGAAAUUUGAGGUUAAACAAAACUUGUUCGAUUUGAUUCGAAAAGCAAUAAAGUCACAUCCGGAGAUAGCAAUUUGUAUGAUCGAUAGUGAAACCAAUGUAAAUUUUGGUCUAGUCUUAACAUCACUGGGAAUAGCCAAAAAAAGCGGCCUGUUUGACAAAAUAGAGUCUAAUUCAAUGAAAUGGAAAAACUUACUUCCAUACAGAAAAAUUAAACUAGCUAUGAUAUCAGCGGAUGACUCAACAAGAAUGUCAGCAUUAUAUUUACUUACUGAGUGCCACAAAAGUACAGAGUUGUUCACUAAAGAGGACCUCGAAUGUAUUUUGUUCUUCCUAGAAAACAAUAUAAACGUACAUGUUUCGUCAUUAAGACAAAAAAUUGCAUGCUGUAUGAAAAACACUUUAAACCGGUUGAAAUCUGGUUUUCUAAGCAUUAUAAAAAAGUCGGACACGGACGGAAAAAGUCAUUACUAUUACCAUUUCGUAAAAAAAUUACAUCAGUUUUGUAUAGAUAAUUUAUUCGUUGGUGCCAAUUAUAGUCGAAGAACUAUAUCAUUCCAAAUAUUGCUUCAGUUAUUACAAAUUGCGAGUUACAUAUUUUAUAACGACGAAAAUUCGAAUAUUUGGAACGAAGAACAAAUUAUUGCGUUACUAGGUGCUUUGAAUGACAGCUACGAAGGAAAUAAAAGUCACUGCAUAAGCAUACUUUUUUACUGUCCUAAGAUCUAUUUCGAAAAAUGUGGCCUAAUGAUAAAUUAUGAUACUGUUCGCAUACUCAUGACUAGCAUUAAACCAAACGACUCUUUAACUGCAGCUUACUGUUUAGAAUACUUGUGUUUCAUUAAUACAUACAUUGAAGUUCCCACAGCUUGUGAAGAGUUUUCCUUGAUCCAAACAAAGGCAUAUAAAAUUUUGAAAUGGUGCGAGAAAAUACUUUUGCAUGGUUUGCAUAUAGCUAAUUCAUCUUUAUACAAAGCAGCUCGCGAAAAUCCUAUGUUUGGUUCCUUAGCUUGCAUACAUCAUUUGUUAAAUAAACUCGACCUGAAAGAAAUCGCGAAUUGCGUUCAUUGGAUAAAAUUUAUUUCAGAUCUAGUUUAUACCUGUUGUGAGUUGAUACGUGUUGUCUCUGUAGUAGUUAACAACUCUUCACCUGAAGGACAUUUGACUAAUGAAUUUAAGGCAAUUGAUAUGCACAUAAUAGAUGAAGACGUUGAAAUGCAAUCCGAUGAUGAUGAUGCAGAGGAAAUAAGUUCGAGUACAAGAACUACCCCACAAAUGUUAUUAUUAUGCUCUUGGCGUACAGUGAAGGAAGUAUCACUCAUUCUUGGAAACAUUGUAUUUAAAACAACUAUAGUUAGAAGUCAAACUGAAGUCGACAAUGCCAAUCAAAGUGAUUCCAUUGGUUUAUUAAACUGUGAUCAAAUUAUGCAAAUCGGUUCUUUAUUCACACAACUACUAUCAGAAACGAAACAUCGAGGUGCUUUUGAACAAGCAUAUGUGGGGUUUUCUAAAUUAUGUAUUCGGUUAUGGAACUCGCAACAUGUUGAACAGCACCAAAUGCCAAUGAAAUGGUUACAAGAGAUGAUAUUCUUAAUUAAUAGUGACAGUAAUACUGACAACGCCAAAAUCAAGCUGGGUAAGAUAUGUCCUACUCGAAGAAGUGCAGGUAUUCCCUACAUGAUGCAAGCUAUUCUUACAUCAGAGCUUCAAGUGAAUUCAUCAAAAGGGCUUCAAUUUUGUAUGAAAAAACUUAUUGAACUGAGUAGAAGAGGAUCUACAGCCGAAACUCGAACGCACUCUCUAAAUAUUUUACGAGCAUUAUUUCGUUCAACUGAAUUGGGGGACACUAUUGGUGAAUUCGUUUCAGAUGGAAUCGAGUGCGCCAUUAACGGCUAUGAUGCUGAAUCGUGGUCGGAGCGAAAUUCAUCCACCCUACUCUUCUCUGCCUUAAUGAUUCGUGUUUUCGGUGUACAGCGAACUAAAGAUUCUGAACGUCUUAACAUCAAAAAUAAAAUGACGGGACGGAUAUUCUUUCUAAGGUACCCACUGUUGUAUGACUAUUUUAUUCUAGAACUAAAAAAGGCCAGUAAAGUUGUAAAAAACGGUACAAGAUGUAAAAAGUUACAUCCCUUACUAUUGCUGCUUAGUAGAUUAUACCCUUCCGCACUAGAAGGAAGUGAGUCGAAUUUAAAGCUCUCUAGAUUUGUGCCAAUAGUGUCUAUUUGUUCAGGUUGUGCAGAGCUGCAAACGCGGUAUUUAGCGGCUAAAUUUAUUGCAUUAAUUGUUUCACCUGAUUUGAUAUUUGAUCGAAUCUUUCUUCUUCUUGAAAGCUUAAAUCGAUCGAACAAUAAAGAAAUUAAUCCGAACUCUUUGCACGGCGCGUUGUUGCAAAUAUUAUAUUUAGUGAAAACUAGAAGUCCUGGAGUGUCCCAGGAGUCGAGUAAUCUGCUAAACAACUGGUUAGAUCUUUAUACAGCUAUUUCCAAUUAUCUAUUCGAAGUUAAACCGAACUUUGUGCUUUAUGGAUCCAUAAUAGAUAUUCUAAUCGAAAUUUUAGCAAGAUGUCAAAAUAUUAUGUUUACUGAGGACGAUCAGUACCUGGACGACCUUGGUAAUAUAGUUGAUUAUUUGUUCAAUUUAACAAACCAAAAAUCGUAUUACGGAUGUGAACAGAUUCAGCGUAAAAUAGUGCUAAUCAAGAUGGUUAUGUAUAUGUAUAAUGAAGAUGAAAAAUCACCUAGCAAAUGUUUUCUAUGUGAAAUUGACCCCGCAAAGUAUAGUUAUGAUUACAUAGACUCGGCAUUGAAUAUAAUAAUGUUGAUACUCGAUUACGACGAAAUUUCUAUUAACUCAGAGCAGUUCGGCAUAGACAAAAUGGAAUUGUUUUACAUUCGUCACUUGAAUGUCUCUAAACACCUAAAAAGUAAGACAUUGUGUAAUGAAUUUUUAAAAUCAUCAAAAAUUCAUAACUUUUUAAAAACAAUAAUUGAACAAAAUGUUCAACACAGUUGUACUGUGAAAGCGUACACGAUAUUAAGCUAUAGUGCUGCAGGUGUACAGGUACUGAUGACGAGUCAUACUAGUAAAGAGAUGCUUAAAACAUUAUUCGAAGCUGCCGUAUCCUAUCCCGAUGAACUAAGAGCCAGUAUAUACAAAUGCAUAAAAUGCGUUUUUAGCGCAGAAAUUAAACGUUCAGCAAGUGCGGUUGAAGUUGAAAUAUUACCAAUAAUGGCCUCCGCGGGGCAAUGCUACAGAGUUAGACUAACAACAAUAGAAAUAUUAAACGUAGUAUCGAGUCAUUUUAUCAAAACUAGCUCAGUAGUAUUUUACUUAAACUUCAGCAGAGCUCUACUAACUCUUUUAAGAGAUGAAAAUGCAGAUAUAAGAAACGUAGCAGCUCGUCUUGUUACAAAAUUGCACAGUGCAGCAGAGAAGCUUAAGAUACAAAACCUUUUACCAACCUACGCUCAGAGAUUAUAUCUUCGAAUUUUUUCAACAACUAUGCUGUCGAAAAAGUUUACUGUGAUUCAUGUUUUAACUAUUAUGUGGUACUUAUGUCGUACGAAAUGACAACCGAGGAUGUUGACGUAAAUUUGUCUGAAUAUUCUAAGUUUCGAAUAAUCAAUAAGAAUGAAAUCAACAUUUAUGGCGAAUCUAUCUUAUUGAUAGAACAAUGUAAAGAAGAAAUACGGAGGUUAAUUAAUCUGCAUAAUGUACAUAUCGAAGAAAAUAUUGAUCGAAUUCUAGAGAUUGCAGGACAUCAUUCCAAACAGAAAAAACACAUUAUGGCAUGUUUGAUUGAGGUUCGAAAACCUGCGAAACUAGUAAGCAUUACCGAUGACAAGCAGUUAUUAGAAGAUUAAUGUAGAAAUCAUAUCAAGCAUGCCUGUACAAUUGGAAAUGGAAAAAAUAGUUUAAUAAAGUAAUUUUAAGAUUUUAA